AUGUUUUUUCAACUAGCGCUCUGCCUCGGGAUAUGGUUCACUGGCCUUGUAGUCCUGCUGUUGCGAAGCCAUCCGACGUUCUAUCCCGUGGCCAUGACAGGAGGCGUUCUGUGGUGCUCCGGUAACUGCCUCACUGUGUACAUCAUCAAGCAGAUUGGAUUGGGCCCAGGACUGGUAAUGUGGGGCACAGCAGCUCUCAUCAUCGGCUGGGUCACGGGAUUCUUUGGCCUCUUCGGCCUGCCCAGCGAGCAGAGCUGCCUGGAGAAGCCAUGGCUCAAUGUUGUUGGCGUUGUGCUUGCGAUGUGCGCGCUCGCAUUGAGCACGCUCGUGAGGAAGAGUACCCCGCAAAAGCCGCUGCCAAUCGAUGCUGGACGGGUGCCACCAACGAUCAACGAGGAUGUCGAAGAAAGCCCAGCGAGGGCUGCUGCAGGUCGAGCCAAGGCCCAACCUUUGUGUGUAAAUACGUAUGUAUGUACAUACGUAAGUAUGCAUGAUAAGAUCAGGACAUGCUACAAGACUACAUUUCAGAGAACGGAGGCUGAACCCAAAAUUUUCCAAACAUAG
Symbiodinium necroappetens is the source of this 564-nucleotide messenger RNA. The record is from the annotation of a GenBank genome assembly. NCBI's taxonomy places the organism in Eukaryota, Dinophyceae, Suessiales, Symbiodiniaceae.